AUGUCGUCCAGCACCGCCACGUCGUCCAGCACCACCUCCAGUACCGCCUCCAGUACCGCCACGUCGUCCAGCACUGCCUCCAGUGCCGCCACGUCGUCCAGCACCGCCUCCAGUACCACCACGUCGUCCAGCACCGCCACGUCGUCCAGCACCACCUCCAGUACCGCCUCCAGUACCGCCAUGUCGUCCAGCACUGCCUCCAGUGCCGCCAUGUCGUCCAGCACCGCCACAUCAUCCAGCACCACCUCCAGUACCGCCUCCAGUACCGCCACGUCGUCCAGCACCGCCUCCAGUACCGCCACGACGUCCAGCACCGCCACGUUGUCCACCACCGCCAUGUCGUCCAGCACCGCCACGUCGUCCAGCACCACCUCCAGUACCGCCUCCAGUACCGCCACGUCGUCCAGCACCGCCUCCAGUACCGCCACGACGUCCAGCACUGCCACGGCGUCCAGCACCGCCACGUUGCCCAGCACUGCCUCCAAUACCGCCACGUUGUCCAGCACCACCACGUUGUCCAGCACCGCCACGUCGUCCAGCACCGCCACGGCGUCCAGCACUGCCACGUUGUCCAGCACCGCCACGUUGUCCAGCACCGCCACUAAUUAG
Messenger RNA from Micropterus dolomieu (smallmouth bass), 609 nucleotides. RefSeq lists its product as uncharacterized. The coding region runs from base 1 to 609 and encodes 202 amino acids. Lineage: Eukaryota; Metazoa; Chordata; Actinopteri; Centrarchiformes; Centrarchidae. The transcript has a single exon. The record is from RefSeq and is a predicted model, not a curated record.